AUGCUAGCCAGCAAACCCACUACUGUGUCUGUCAAUAGACUGAAGCCAGGAUGGACUUUGGUGAAGACAUCAGGGAAGAAUAUUGUCCCUUUGACUGCAUGUCACAACACAGUCUCCUUUUCCAUCACAGUCAAUGUCAAGCACUACCUUCCAGAAGAUAUCACAGUGUCUCUGCAUGACACAAUGAUCAUGGUAUCUGCCACAUAUGAAAACCAACAGAUCGGCAGCAGCAUGGUGUCACAAUCAUUGUACCACUCAACACCAAUACCACAGUCAGUCGAUACAACUGCAGUGUUAUCUAUGCUAUCUAGGGACAGCAUCCUACACGUGCCAGCCCCAGACCACAACACGGAAAACCAGACACAGGAUAAGCCUACACCACCACCACCACAGGAUCAUGUACAACCACCUGUGGAUGACCUAACGAUGGAACCUCCAGCACCACCUAUUCAGCCAGUACCAAUGUCAUUAACAGGCUGA
Messenger RNA from Schistocerca gregaria, 480 nucleotides. RefSeq names its product alpha-crystallin A chain-like. Gene Ontology annotation, biological process: protein refolding; response to heat. The coding region runs from base 1 to 480 and encodes 159 amino acids. The transcript has a single exon. Lineage: Eukaryota; Metazoa; Arthropoda; Insecta; Orthoptera; Acrididae. Gene Ontology annotation, molecular function: protein folding chaperone. The record is from RefSeq and is a predicted model, not a curated record.